Messenger RNA from Serpula lacrymans var. lacrymans S7.9, 1208 nucleotides. RefSeq lists its product as uncharacterized. Gene Ontology annotation, biological process: vacuolar proton-transporting V-type ATPase complex assembly. The record is from RefSeq and is a predicted model, not a curated record. NCBI's taxonomy places the organism in Eukaryota, Fungi, Basidiomycota, Agaricomycetes, Boletales, Serpulaceae. The coding region runs from base 49 to 336 and encodes 95 amino acids. The transcript is spliced from 3 exons.
ACUGACAUAUAUUCCGAGAGUCUCUCUCUGUUCAGUCACGAGUCUGAGAUGAGCGAAAAGACUGCCAUCCCAAAGGUAACGGCGACCACUGCGUCGAGGGCCAUCCUCCUCAAACUCAUCUUCUUCAGCGCGUCAUUGGCCGUUCUUCCCAUAUCGUCUUAUUUCAUCUCUCAAAAAUACUUUUGGAGUGGUAACGCCAACUACGCGGCCAUCACCGCCGUCCUCGUCGCCAACGCCGUUCUGGUGUCCUACAUCGUGAGCUCGGUGAUGGAUGACAAGGAGUCGAUGCGGAGUGCGGAGCAGCACAAGUUGGGCGAGUCGAAGAAGGAGCGGUGAGGAGUCUGGGGUUGGUGGGUGUGUCUGUGUUGGCGUCCCUCGCUGCCGAUUUGUUGUUCAUUGGGGAGGCAGUUUGGCGGGGAGAACGUACCGAGGCGAGGCGAACGCGGAAUGGGAAGCUGGGCUAUGUGUAGUUGGAGUGUCCAGGCAGCCCUCUUUUGUUUCUACCACCGUAUCCUACCAUCCACCUCUUUUGGACUAGGGGUGAUCGAGGACUAGGAUUAUCUACACUUCGUUCUAUCAAAAUUGACUACCGUACAUUAGACGCUGUCCUAUUUCGAGUUAUUCGAUGUAUCAUGCAGUGCGAUAUCGAUGACCUUGAUAUCUUUAGACGAACAAGUUCUCUUGAUCGCGCAGAUAACUUCAUUAGCUUCUUUGCAUCACUUGCGCACCGUUGAUUAAAUUUACUCCAUACCAACAGAAAUUAAAGAGGAUGAAUAUAACUAAAGGCUGUACUCCCAACUGCAACCCACCCGCUGUCUGCACAUCCCACCAUCCCCAGGCAUUCAGAUCAUGAUCCUACGCAGUCUGCGAACAAGUCCCUUGUUCGGAUUCUUCGAUGCCGUACAGCCAACGAGCGACACAACACCGCGGAUAGUCGACGGCGAUGAAACGAACGAAGAGUAGGAUUCAAACGACGACGAGACGCAGGUGUCCGGAGAUGGCGUGUCCGUGUCUUCCGAGUCCCCCUUGCCCGAUUCCAAAGAGUGCGCCGUCUCGGGGGACUGUGUAGGCGUCGUGAGCGCAGUAAUAUAAGAGAAUUCUUCCAUCUCAGACGUCAUAGACAUCUCGCUGGUCCGUUCAGGAGAUUCAGCAGUAGCCUGGGAUGGGGAUGGGGUGCUCGCGGCUGAGUGGCAGCUGUAGUAGAAAGU